This is a messenger RNA of Varanus komodoensis (Komodo dragon), 4685 nucleotides long. It is a transcript of the gene CAPN1, whose product is annotated as calpain 1. Gene Ontology annotation, molecular function: calcium-dependent cysteine-type endopeptidase activity; calcium ion binding. Gene Ontology annotation, biological process: proteolysis. The transcript has 22 exons. Bases 142 to 2286 code for a protein of 714 amino acids. The record is from RefSeq and is a predicted model, not a curated record. Gene Ontology annotation, cellular component: cytoplasm. NCBI's taxonomy places the organism in Eukaryota, Metazoa, Chordata, Lepidosauria, Squamata, Varanidae.
GCGCCGCGCACUCCGCCCGCCUGGGUCGCUUCCCGCAUCCGCGCCUCGCCUUCCUUCCGCAAGCGCCGUUCGCCCUGACGCCGAGCCGGCCGAGGCCAGACCCGGGCGCAGCAAGCAGUCGCCCCGUUUGAUAAUCGGGAAAUGUCGGAAGAGGUCAUUGUGCCGGUGUAUUGCACCGGGGUCUCGGCACAGGUCCAGAAGCAGCGGGCAAAAGACCUGGGCUUGGGAAAACAUGAGAAUGCGGUGAAGUACUUGGGCCAGGACUUCGAGAGACUUCGAAAUCAAUGCUUGCAGAACGGAAGCCUAUUCAGGGACGAAAGUUUCCCUCCCACGGCCUCCUCCCUUGGCUUCAAAGAACUGGGGCCGAAUUCCUCCAAAACCUACGGAGUGCAGUGGAAACGGCCUACGGAUAUGUGCCGCAACCCAUGCUUCAUCAUAGACGGGGCCACACGGACAGACGUCUGCCAAGGAGCUCUGGGGGAUUGCUGGCUCCUGGCCGCCAUCGCCUCCCUCACGCUGAAUGAUCCCCUCCUGCACCGGGUGGUCCCCCACGGCCAGAGCUUCCAGAACGGGUACGCCGGGAUCUUCCACUUCCAGAUCUGGCAGUUCGGCGAGUGGGUGGACGUGGUGGUGGACGACUUACUCCCGACCAAAGAUGGCAAGCUGGUGUUCGUGCAUUCUGCGGAAGGCAACGAGUUCUGGAGCGCCUUGCUUGAGAAGGCCUAUGCCAAGGUGAACGGCUGCUACGAGGCUCUCUCUGGUGGAAGUACAUCGGAAGGGUUUGAAGACUUUACCGGAGGGGUCACGGAGUGGUACGACCUUCGGAAAGCCCCCAACGACCUCUUCCAGAUCAUCCUGAAGGCCCUGGAAAGAGGCUCCCUCAUGGGGUGUUCCAUUGAUAUCACGAGUGCUUUCGACAUGGAGGCGGUCACGUUUAAGAAGCUGGUGAAGGGCCAUGCCUAUUCAGUCACUGGAGCUGAGCAGAUCAACUACCGUGGGCAGAGAGUUCAGCUGGUACGGAUCCGAAAUCCCUGGGGAGAGGUGGAAUGGACCGGCCCUUGGAGUGACAACUCCAGGGAGUGGCACGCGGUGGAACCGUCCGUGGGGCAGCAGCUGAGGGUGAAAAUGGAAGACGGAGAAUUUUGGAUGUCCUUCCGAGAUUUCCUCCGGGAGUUCAGCCGGCUCGAGAUCUGCAACCUCACGCCCGACGCGCUGAAGUCGCGCAAGUUCCGGAAGUGGAACUCCAUGCUGUACGAUGGGACCUGGAGGCGAGGCAGCACGGCCGGCGGCUGCAGGAAUUAUCCAGCGACCUUCUGGAUUAACCCCCAGUUCAAAAUCCGCCUGGAGGAAGUGGACCAUGACGAUGAGGACGGUGGAAGGGAAGCGGGCUGCAGCUUCCUUCUGGCCCUGAUGCAGAAGCACCGGCGCCGGGAGAGGCGGUUCGGCAAGGACAUGGAGACCAUCGGCUUUGCCGUCUACGAGGUGCCGCCUGAGUAUGUGGGGCAGCCCUCGGUCCACCUGAAGCGCGACUUCUUCCUGUCCAACUCCUCGCGCGCCCGGUCGGAGCAGUUCAUCAACCUGCGCGAGGUCAGUACCCGCUUCAAGCUGCCCCCCGGGGAGUACAUCGUCGUGCCGUCCACCUUCGAGCCGAACAAGGAGGGGGACUUCGUGCUCCGGGUCUUCGCGGAGAACAAAGCUGGGACCAUAGAGAUGGAUGAUCAAAUCCAAGCAAAUCUACCCGAUGAGAAAGUGCUUUCCGAAGGAGAGAUCGACGAGAACUUCAAACAGCUCUUUAGGCAGCUGGCUGGAGCGGAUAUGGAAAUCAGCGUCCGUGAACUGCAGACCAUCCUCAACAGGAUUGUUGGGAAACAUAAAGACCUUCGUACAAAAGGGUUCAGCCUGGAAUCCUGCCGGAGCAUGGUGAACCUCAUGGACAGAGAUGGAAAUGGGAAGCUGGGAUUGGUGGAAUUCAACAUCCUUUGGAACAGGAUUAGAAAUUAUCUGGCUAUCUUUAGGAAGUUUGACUUAGACAAGUCAGGAACCAUGAGUGCCUACGAGAUGCGGAUGGCCCUGGAGGCUGCAGGGUUCAAGCUGAACAAGAAACUGUACGAGCUGAUCAUCACGCGCUACGCUGAACCCGACCUGGCCAUCGAUUUCGACAAUUUUGUCUGCUGCUUGGUGCGCCUGGAGACCAUGUUCCGGUUCUUCCAGGCACUGGACACAGACAAAGACGGAAUCAUCAUCUUCGACUUGGUGAAGUGGAUACAGCUCACCAUGUUUGCCUGAAGCGAAUACGGAGCCGAGCCCCGCGCGGCCACUGGGACUUCCUCUUCCCAAAUCACCUGCAAGUGCCUUGCAUCUGCGCAGCUUCCACUCCAGACCGGGGAACGCACUCGCGCGUGCGUGCCCCUGUGUGCUCGCACGCCACCCCACGCCAGCUCCCGCCCGGGCCUCGCGUGCCGGGCGGUCUCUCUGCACUCCCGCCGUCGUGCCUGGUCACCUGGAAGCCUUUUUUCAGAUGCCCGCAGCCACGUCUUGCUUUCGAUAAGACUCUGUAGCCGGCUCUGCCAAAAGACGACCCCCACGGCACGUGCUGAAGGCACGCGGCAGGCCUUGCCACUCCGAUGGUGGGCUCCUCUCAGAAGCGGAGUGGAUCCGGGUGCCGGCAGGACAGACCGUUCUGUGGUACAGUCCUGGGCAGGCGGAGCCUGCUGGGAAGACUCGGGACUCUGCCAGACAAUCUUUCCUGGGCUUCGUGCUUCGCUUUCCUUUCGCCGUUUUGCUCGCAUCGCCAUGGAGGGGCCUCUGGCCCCACUUUUCGUGGACUGAAGCUGGGGUGGGCAGCUUGGGAAACCCGUCAGCACCCCCACUAAGGAAAAAGGGGGGGUUAACCAAAAAGUGGCUUCAAAACUGUCUCAGUCUCUGUAGCGCUAUAGCACUAAUGCAGCCACUUUGGGGGUGAAAAGAGUUUUGGGGGAUACCCCACGGCCCGUGGGAGGGGCUGGCCUGACAUGGCUAGCCCCCCUCUGAAGGUGCGUGCGGGGAGAGAGAAGAGCAUUGCCAAAGAAGCGCCGAGUUGCCACAUGAAUGUGCAAUGAAUUGGGGCGCACUUCCAGACGUGUGUUUGCCAAGAGGGGUGUUUCAUUCCCAACCGUAUUGCUCUAAACGCCCCAACUAUGAAAGCAGCCGUCUGGCCACAUGGUGGGGCAGGGUGGGAAAGCACCACAGCGCACUUUCACUGCCUCUCGGGCUUGCGGGGACAACGCCGAGGUGUUGCUUUUGGCUGGCAAAAUCCCUCCUGCUCAGGACUAAACAUUUAUAUCAGUGCCAAGAGUUACUCCUUCUGCUGUACGCAUUUCGGUCUCUGUUUAUAUUUGGAUUUCGGCAAACACGCCACAGAGUGCCAGUUAUUCAAGGCCUGGCACUUAGAGCAGGGUAUGUAUUUCAGCAGCUCUGCUCAACUCUGCUUGUAUCUCAGCACCCUGCUUUUCCCCCUCCCAUUUUUGAGAGAACGGGGCUUAGCUUUGUGGCCUUAGCACGUAUGUUUUGCAUGCAUGUGAGCUCAGGAGCAGUCCUUCACCUCCCCAGGUAGCUGUGAGAAAGCCCCCAUCUGAAUCUCUAGAGAUCUGAUUAUGAGUUGGACACUUAUUAUUCUAGAACCACGAGGACUAGAAUCUUGCUCUCUUUGUAGAGAGGUGGUCCAGCACCUGCUUCACAUGCAAAAUCCCAGGCUGAAUUUCUGGCAUCUUCAUGGAGUGCCAAAGAAUCCUAAUUGCUCCUCAACUCAGAACCACAAGGAUCUUUUCCCGCCUUCCAGCCGUAUCAGCUUAAAGGAGCACUGAGGUUUUCUGCACGCACACAGGCGCACGCACCCACACAGAAAGCACUUGGUCCCCUUUCCCCACCCAGGUGCCUACAAUCUCAGCCUCUUCAGCUUUUGGCUUUUCGGCCUCAUAUCCGUGUAAUCUCCAGAGCCUGAGGGGACUUUUUGCUUUUUCUCCCCUGUCAUAAUUCUGCUUGGCCUUGUCAGCAUUUGGCAUGUACCAUUGGGUGCUGAUGCAGUCAAAGACACACAACUCUUGGUAUUUGCUCCUUUAUGGCACUGAACGAGAAAUUCCUGGGGCCAGCACCUUCCUGUCCCUGGCCGCCUCAUUUUGAUGGCCACUGAAAAUCGACCUGGAACAAUCAGCAAUCUUGUUUACCUCCCCCAAAGGUGCCAAUGCCAUCAAAAAUCCAAGCCGUUUCCUCUGUUUGUGCAGGCUUCUGGAAUGCUUCCGUGAGCAUCUCCGGGUCUGUUUUGGUUCCAUGCUUAGCAUUUCCGGCUCUGGCCUUUCUCCAAGGGCUGAGCCAGAGACCGGCUCUCUUGCAAAAAGGCCGGCUUGGAAACACGGUGCUCGAAAGACCGCAGCAGUUGGGUGCUUGCUUCCAGAGUGCUUUUGCUGCUUCAGCCUCUCAGUGGCCACUUCGGGAGGUGAGGGGGGACUUGCUUCCGCGUUUUCGCCAGGAGGUUCCGUAUAUCAGGGAUUAUUUUAUUCUCUUGUGAUGUACCUGGGUAGUACUGUUUGAUCUUUAUUUCUGUUACGCGUCGGUUUUGUAUGGUAGGAACAGACUUGUUUUAUCGCCGAAAAUAAAGCAUGAGUCUUGGGGUGACAGGCCUGUCGUCGCCAUGGCUUGUGGUCACUGGA